Molecule: messenger RNA, 780 nt
Organism: Cadophora gregata
Lineage: Eukaryota; Fungi; Ascomycota; Leotiomycetes; Helotiales; Ploettnerulaceae
Exons: 1
Coding region: 1-780 (259 amino acids)
Biological process (GO): secondary metabolite biosynthetic process
Cellular component (GO): nucleus; cytoplasm
Source: RefSeq, a predicted model, not a curated record
AUGCAAAUCCUAACAACUCCCAACACUCACACGUCUCGGACUCCGGGCUAUCGAAACAUGGCCCUCCAAGCCGGCGUCCUAUCUUCCCCCGGCGGCACAGGUGCAGCCUCCAAACCAGCACUCCUGUGCCUCCACGGCGGCGGCACAAACUCCACUAUCUUCAACAUCCAGACCAUCCGACUCCAGCGUGCGCUCUCCGCUUCCUUUGAAUUUGUUUUCAUUGAUGCUCCGUUUGAAGCCCCGCCCGGACCUGGAGUCAUGCCUGUCUUCGAGGGUUGCGGUCCAUUUUACCGCUGGACAAAACUCGGGUGUGAUGACAUGCCCGAUGAGACCAAAAAGCUUAUUGCCGAUGUCCUGGCGCGCAGAGAUAAGAAUUUCGUUGGCAUCAUCGGAUUCUCACAGGGCGCGAAGCUGGCAGCGGGGAUUUGUCUGGAGCAGCAGAUUCGAGCCAGCAAGACUGCUGACGUGAAGAGGUUGGGAUUGUUGAAAUUCGCCGUGUUUCUGAAUGGGACCAGUCCCCCUCUUACGUCGAUGCUAACGGCGGAGGAGAAGGGUGAGUUGAUCAGAAUUCCUAGCGUGCAUAUUGUCGGAUUGCAAGACCCGUGGAGAGAGGAGAGUGCUGCUCUGUUUGGAGAUUCGUUUGAUAAGAAGCAUUCGAAGAAGAUUGAGUUUGAUAUUGGGCACCGGCUGCCAACCGCUGAGAAGGAUACUGCCUUGAUCGUGGGCGAGAUCUCGAGAUUGUAUCGGGAGACUGCUGGAAGAACGCAGAGAUACUACUGA